AUGACAACUUUUCAAAACAUCACAUCUCCUGUCAUCUUCCUGCUAACUGGUGUUCCUGGGCUGGAAGCCUUCCACACCUGGAUCUCCAUUCCUUUCUGCCUUCUCUAUGCAACUGCUGUCUCAGGGAACAGCCUGAUUCUCUUCGUCAUUAUCACUCAGCCCAGUCUCCAUGAACCCAUGUAUUAUUUCCUCUCCAUGCUGUCCACCACUGACCUCGGGCUGUCCAUAUCCACACUGGCCACCAUGUUGGGUAUAUUCUGGUUCAAUGUCAGGGAGAUCAGCUUCAAUGCCUGCCUGUCCCAGAUGUUCUUCAUUCAACUGUUCACUGUCAUGGAAUCCUCUGUGUUGUUGGCUAUGGCUUUUGAUCGUUUUGUGGCCAUCUCUAAUCCCCUUAGGUAUUUUUCUGUUUUAACUGACAUUAAAAUAGCACAGAUUGGAAUAGCAAUCAUCACCAGGGGGAUACUGAUACUGACUCCCAUGGUAGUGCUUCUUAAAAGAUUGUCCUUCUGCGGCAGCCAUGUUCUCCACCACUCUUACUGCUUCCAUCCUGAUGUGAUGAAGCUGUCUUGCAGCACCAAGAUCAACAGUGCAGUUGGCCUGACUGCUCUCAUCAGCACUGCUGGGAUGGACUCCAUCUUCAUUGUCCUUUCCUAUGUUUUGAUCAUUAGGACUGUCCUCAGCAUCGCCUCCCCAGAGGAGAGGAAGAAGGCCUUCAGCACAUGUAUCUCCCAUAUUGGGGCUGUGGCUGUAUUCUACAUUCCACUGAUUAGUCUGUCCUUUGUUCACAGAUUUGGGAAACGAGCCCCACCCUAUGUGCAUACUCUGAUUGCCAAUGCCUACCUGCUGUUGCCUCCUGUAAUGAACCCCAUCAUCUACAGUGUGAAGACCAAGCAGAUACACAUGGCUGUGUUGAAAGUUAUCCAUUCCAGCAAGACAAAAAUGUAG
Molecule: messenger RNA, 945 nt
Organism: Heterocephalus glaber (naked mole-rat)
Lineage: Eukaryota; Metazoa; Chordata; Mammalia; Rodentia; Bathyergidae
Product: olfactory receptor OR51C1
Biological process (GO): G protein-coupled receptor signaling pathway
Cellular component (GO): plasma membrane
Molecular function (GO): G protein-coupled receptor activity; olfactory receptor activity
Source: RefSeq, a predicted model, not a curated record